Messenger RNA from Salmo salar (Atlantic salmon), 5773 nucleotides. NCBI's taxonomy places the organism in Eukaryota, Metazoa, Chordata, Actinopteri, Salmoniformes, Salmonidae. The record is from RefSeq and is a predicted model, not a curated record.
GUCCAAUUGACUCGCACCGAGUCUGCCUGAAAACAGAAAAGUAGCCUAGUGAGAUGUUUUGCACACUCCAGUUUUCCAUCCAUAGCCUUUGAAUUGUGUUGAAACGUGUGGGGGUCGCCACUAUUUCGAUCAAUAUCAUAUAUUGAUCAAUUCAAUUGACUAAUAGUAUUAGUUUCACGGUUGCUUAUAGUAUUAGUCCACCAAAUAUGCUAGCCCACUGUCUCCUAUUAUUUCAAUGAUCUCGCUCCACCUUCCCUUCUUCCACCGCCGAGCGCUCUCUCACGUUAUACUACUUCUCACAGUGCGGGUUGGUAGCUGAUGUCGGAUGCUUGGUGGAGCAGUCGGAUGCUUGGUGAAAUGCUUGCGAGACAAGCAAUCCGUUCCAGCCACUAUUGAAAAAGAGAAAGGGGCGGUGAUACAUGAAGAGACAUGGCUUCUAAAGAGAUAACUGCCCCUUGUUUUGUCAGUGUGAGCAGGGAUAUUACAGAGAGUAUCAGGAAGAUUAUUGACAAGUCCCCAACCAAGUUUAUACGUGGCAUUAAGCUUGACACCAAAAAUGGCAAAUCAGAGGAUAGGAUACUGGUUCUCACAACAUGGAGACUCUAUCUCCUGGUUGCCAAGGUUCCAACAAAGAUAGAGGUGACAUUUAACUUCUUGGAGAUCCGAGCCAUGAACAGUCACCCAGAGCAUCAGGUCGUCAUAGACACGGACAAGUCCACUUAUUCCUUGUGGCUACAGUCAAGUGACCACCUCAGUCAUGUGGUCAGCCAUGUUAACUUUGCCCUGUCCAGAAUGUUUAACAACUCUGUGUUUGCUCCUUCCAUCUGUCAGUCAGACAGUGAACUUUCUGAGGGAAGCAGGAAGUACUCCCCCAGCUCAGAGACGUCUAUGGAAACUCAGAGGGCCUGUGGAGGGUUUUCGGAGACCUACGCUGCCCUGUGUGACUAUAAUGGAAUCAGCUGCAAGGAGGAAGUGCAGUGGGAUGUGGACACUAUCUAUCACUCCCAAGACAACAGGGAGUUUAAUCUAGUGGACUUCAGCCACCUGGAAAGCAGGGACUUGGCAGUUAUUUUGGCCUCAAUGGCGUACAAUACAUGGUUCACCAAACUAUACUGUAAGGACAUACGCAUAGGGUCAGAGGUCACUGAGCAGGUUCUGCACACCCUCAGUAAGUCCUCCAGUCUGGAAGAGAUCACUCUGGAGAAUGCUGGUCUCAAAUCGGACUUUCCUCAGAAACUGUCAGUUGCGCUCUCAGAGAAUCCUGCUUCUGUCAUCCACUCUCUGAAUCUGGCCCACAACACACUGGACAACCAAGGUGUGGCUAACCUCAUCCAGCAAGUGUGUCGCCUCAGCAAAGGACUGCGUCUCCUCAACCUCUCCUCAACCUCCCUCAACUCCAAAGGUGUGGUGUCUCUGUCUCAGGCUCUGUGCUCCAGUGAUGAGUAUUCUAACUCUUUGCUGCACCUGGACCUGAGCAAGAACCCUGGGUUCCUGUCUGGGGAGGAUGCCUCGAAUCUGUGCCUGUUCCUGUCCCAGCCUAAUUGUCUGGUGCAUUUGGACCUGUCUGGCACUGACUGUUCUGUUGACUCGCUAUUUGGGGCUCUGCUGAGGGGUUGUUGUGCCGAUCUCUCCUACUUGAAUCUCUCCAAAAAUACCUUCUCCCACAGGAAAGUGAAGGAGACCCUGCCGUUGUUCUGUCAGUUUUUCAGCUCGGCCUUCAGUCUCACCCAUGUCAGCCUGGCCUCUAUGAAGCUGCCCCCUGAGGCCCUGAGGUCUCUCUUCAUUGGCCUGACCACAAACCCUCACGUGAAUGACCUACACCUGGACAUUAGUGGCUGUGAGCUGAAAUCUGCAGGAGCUUCUGUGAUCCAGGAGCUGUUCCCUAGGCUCUCCUCCAUCGCCACUCUGGACAUCUCAGACAACGGGCUGGAUGCACACCUUCUCUCAGUUCUACCAGCUCUCUCCAGACACACCUCCCUAAAGCACCUGUAUCUGGGCAAGAACUUCAACAUCAAGGGCAGGGUGUUGGAGGAAAUCCUACACAAGCUGGUCCAACUCAUACAGGAAGAGGAGUGUGCCCUCCAGUCCCUCUCACUGGCUGACUCGCGACUGCGUUCUCGGGGCACAGUGCUGGUAAACGCUCUGGGCAGCAACACCUGUCUGCGAAAGGUGGACCUGAGUGGGAACAGCCUGGAGGACAUUGGAGCCAAGAUGCUGAGCAAAGCCCUACAGAUCAACACCACACUCAGGAGUGUGACGUGGGAUCGUAACAACACCUCAGCUACAGGAUUCCUGGAUGUGGCUCGAGCCCUUGAACAUAACUUCACCUUGCAGUACAUGCCCCUCCCCCUCAGUGACAUCAGCCAGGCGUACCGUAGUACCUCCGAGAGGACAGAGCAGGCACUGACCAAGAUCCAGCGUGCUCUGCUGCGGAACAACCAGACUCAGUGCUUCUCUCAGAGACAGGCUCUACGGCUGCACCAGGGCCUGGUCACCAGCACUGCUGAACAGGUGAUGGAGCGUCUGAGUGUGUGUGUGCAGCAGCAGGUGUGUGUGCUGCGUGGAGUAGGGGAGAUGGAGGAGAUUCAAGCUGCUAAACAGGUGCUGAAGGAGGCCAGAAACUCCCGUGCGCUGUACCCCUCUCUCUGUGAGCUAGCUCAUGUGCUGUCAGUAGACGGGCCAGUCAGACAGAGACUGGACCAACUGGCAGGGGAACUGACCAAAGCAGCUGACAAGGAACUACAGGUGAUUGUUGAUUCCAUGGUGUCUCUCUGUCGUGAGUUGUGCCCGCUGUCCUCCUCUGCAGCAGAGAGAUUAAGUCCUCGGCUCUCGUCUGUCUCGGAGCGCAUCUCCAUCCCUCGCUCCGCCAUCCGCACAGCCUUGAUGGAGAGAGCAGCACAGGACAUUCACAGAGCGCUGGAGGAGGUGAAGCUCUCAGUGGUCUCCUAUCUCACCAACACCAUCGUGGAUCAGAUCUUGCAAGAGCUCUACGCCACUCACAAGACUCUGACGUGUCAGGUGUCCCAGGUGAAGCGCUGGGAGGUGACAUGUGACGGAGGAACAGGUCUGAGGUCACACAGACACAGAGACUCUCUGGACCUCACAGAUGAUGAGAUGGGCACCAGUAUAGUGAGCAUUGACACAAUUGCCAUUAAGAAGCAUAGCUCUAGAACUAGACGUAUUCGACCUGUCUCUACCAGGCUGAGCCAGUGUGAUGACUCCAGCUCCUCCCCACCCCCCUCUGCGUCCUCUUUUUUCUCUUCUUUCUCGGCCCUCUCUCGCUCUACAUCCUGGGAGGGGCUGUCUGCGCUCCCUACCCAAGGUGCACCUCUCCAUCAUGUGACGCGGGUUAGGCCAAGGCCCCCACAGAGGCACCGAGCAGGACAUGCCCCCUCUGACACACAUUGCACUGAAAAUGGAGCUGUCACCCCUAUUGAUCAUGGACUCCCAGAUUUAUACACCAAGAAAGUGCUCCCUGAUAGUCAGUUAUCCUCUCUCCAUAAAGCCCACUCUCUCAGACGAAAGAAGAGACGCAAUAUGCUGGCCAUCUUUGGUUUCCGUAGGAACCGCAACUCAACGCUCUCCAAUCAGGGACCAGAUUCUGGCGGAGACGGAUGUGGGGAAGAGUGUCGCACUGUCGCCAUGGCACCCACCGGGACAGCCACUGAGAAUGUCUACACGCUGCUGCAGCCCCCUCUCUCUGCUGCCAGGACAGGCUCUCCUGGUGAGGGGGGUGAUGUGGAGGACCAGAGGUUGGAGGAGCCAGUGGGCCUGAGCCUGCAGCCAGUGCAGAGCAUACCACCACAGCCUGGCAUGCCAGGUAGCAGACACCCCUUCUACUCACCCAGCCAGCAAUCGGAGCUAGAGACAGAGCACGAGCAACCUGCAGAUACAGACAGACAGGUGGACAGACAGUGGACAGAGGACAGAUGGGUGGACAGACAGUGGACAGAGGGGAAUCACACAGACAGAGAGAGGACAUUAAUAAGACCGGCUGACAGACAGGCUGAACGGCACUGGCCAGAGGACAGACUGUCAGACAAAACAUGGACAGAGGGAAGAACGGCAGAAAGACAGAUGGACAGAUAUUGGACGGAGAGAAGGCAUGCAGAUAGACACAUGGAAAGACAGUGGACAGUUGACAGACACACACCGAGACAGAUGGACAGACAGUUUGAUCGACAUAGACAGUGGACGGUGAGCAGACAACAGACAGACAGAACGUGGGCAGAGGGUCGACCGAAAGACAUACAGAUAGACAGACAGUGGAUAGACAGCAGGCAGUCAGGCAGACAGACUGACAGACAAGCCCAGAGACAACAUCUGGCUCAGAGUCCUCUGCCCCCUUACCCAUCAGACAGGACUCCAUCACCUAAAAGUGAGACUGACUCUCAGAAAAACAUGGACAGACAGAAGUACUCUGACACACAGAUGGACAGACACCUGCGCUCAGACACUGCUGUAGGACAGGUGGAAGGAUGGAGGGAUGGUGGAGGGGUUCCCCCUGGACGGGUUUCUACGAGUGCAUCUAAACCAGACCCUCCUCCCCAGAGCAGCAAACCCAACCUGUCCAAACUGAGACAGAGACAUCUACAGGAGAGCUCUGAGGAGGAAGCAGGCGGAGAGAGGGAUGGUGGAAGAAUGGAAAGGAAAGAGAGAGACAGAGAUGCAGAGGGACAGCCUCCUCCCAUUCCUGAAAAGCCAAAAACAUCAUCCUAUGUGUCUUCUCUAAACGAGUAUGCCAAUGAAAGGCCGAUCCGGCCUCCUGCAUCAUCUGCAUUCAGAAAGCCAUUGCUGGGAUUGGCCUACAGGGCUGUCAGCCAAGGUGAGGAAGCAGUGAGGCCUCAAGCCCACGUGAAACCCCAGAGGAACAGAAAGGCUAUGUCUUGUGACACAGGCACUGACAGGGAUAGCCCUAAUAAUCUUGAGAAGCCCCCAAAUCGCAAACCCCCUGUGAAAAAACCUAGACUACCCCAGAACAGAAACAAAUCCUUGGACUAUCCUGACAGUGUCAACUUAGCGUCUGGUAACAGCGAGCUGUUGUGAUGGCGAUGGAAUUCAGCUGCUUCAGACUGACCAGCCAUGGGGUUGUCAUGACAACUGGGCAGCAUUUUGUCCAAUGUGAAGAGGAGGGAGAUAGGAGGGAAAAUCUAGACUCUAGAGAGGGGACACAGAUCGAGGGGGAGGGGAAGAUAAAUGGCUGAGAGUGCAAAAUGAUAAGGACAUCGCCAACCAUCACUUACCUACUGCAUUAUUAUUGGAACACACACAGCCUAUUACUAGUCUGUCUCUGUCUGUACCUUGCCUUCGCUGUCUGUUUUCCUGUCAUCUCAAUGGAAACCUGCUGAACUGUUUUCCAGCUAUUCAAAAUGGUACUUUCUACUUUUGAACAUCAAAUUCAUUGUUGUCUGCACUUAAAGAAUUGCCAAAACACUGUCAUGCUAUAAUGCCAAGGGGCCAAACAUUGGAACGUUGUUAUUAUCAUUAUUCAGAGUUACACUUUAUUUUGUAUUAUUCAUAUAAACUAAGCUAUGUGGCUAAGCUGGACUAAAGAAAGGAAUUUGACUUUAUUAGAAUGUUAUGCAUUUUGACUGCUGUGAACAUUGAUUGCCAUGUUUGAAACCUAAAAAUGAUUGGUUGCUUAUUAUUAAAUGAAACUUGAUUAUUUCUAUCUAGUUCUGCUGUCAUGGACUGAAAGGUAAUAUAUUUUAUAGAACAAUUCAAUUGAAAAAUUACGUAUGAGUAUACUGUAUGAAUGAAUAAAAAUGCUAUA